This is a messenger RNA of Baudoinia panamericana UAMH 10762, 800 nucleotides long. RefSeq lists its product as uncharacterized. The record is from RefSeq and is a predicted model, not a curated record. NCBI's taxonomy places the organism in Eukaryota, Fungi, Ascomycota, Dothideomycetes, Mycosphaerellales, Teratosphaeriaceae. The transcript is spliced from 2 exons. The coding region runs from base 290 to 733 and encodes 147 amino acids.
AACCACGCACAGCAAACUACUCGGGCCAGCAAGAAGGUCCUGGUGAAGAUAGGGAAGAGGAGUAAGUUGCUGGGCGAGGAAGAGGGGGAGUACAGGUACAGGUACAAGAUCCGUUUAUCUAUGGUUAAAGACAGUGUGAGUCCAAGCGAUGUUGCGGAUGCUUUGAGUCAGUCAGCGGAAAGUGUGGCGGGUUAGACGGUUGGUGAUGUUGCGUUGGCGAUGGGUGAUCUGAAGAUGGGCGCUACGUACAAGGCUAUCCUGCGGCGAGUGAAGCUGGAUACUGACGUGCAUGGCGUUGCUGACGAGCCUACGGAAGAUGAAUCAUAGCAUAUUAAUGUUCAGGGAAAUGUCUCGACACCGCCAAAGCCAGCUACGCCGUUGGAAGAGCCGGCGGGUGAAAAUGAUGAGCUUUUAUGCGAGAGCGAGCGGCAGAAUACCUUGCAGAACGAAGAGGAAGAUAAUGGAGCAUGAUGGGAAGAGGGAGAAAGUUGCAUCCCUGCGAUUGAAUCAGAUUAAGGGUGCUCUUUCCGGGAUCGAAUACAAGGUGGUCAAAAUCUCUGCGCCGAGUAAAGACUGGCUGGGCGAGGAGAGUGAUGGCAAGGCUUUCAGCGGGAAGAGAUCGGUGUGUGUCUGUGUUGCCUUGGAAGUAAAUGAGGCCGAGGUGAAGGAGAUGGGUGGUGAUAGAUUGACAUGGGUGUCGAAGGAACAUGUUCUGGCAACGAAGGAGAGUUAGUGGAAAUUGGCUGUCGCCAAUACUCGUCUCAUGAGACCGUUGUCCCCGAACUUGUGAACAUUCGUAG